Oncorhynchus keta (chum salmon) is the source of this 6450-nucleotide messenger RNA. Its product is annotated as semaphorin-3B-like. The record is from RefSeq and is a predicted model, not a curated record. Bases 854 to 3262 code for a protein of 802 amino acids. Gene Ontology annotation, molecular function: chemorepellent activity; semaphorin receptor binding. Gene Ontology annotation, biological process: negative chemotaxis; neural crest cell migration; negative regulation of axon extension involved in axon guidance. NCBI's taxonomy places the organism in Eukaryota, Metazoa, Chordata, Actinopteri, Salmoniformes, Salmonidae. The transcript has 19 exons.
AGAGAGAGAGAGAGAGACACGUUGAGCAGUGGGAGAGUGAAAGAGUAUCAGUCAAAGAAAGAUCCAAAAGGCUGAAAGAGAGGGAGAGAGAGCGAAAGAUUGUCUGAGAGCCUCUAUGCGCUGUCCCACCCCCUGACUGGUCUUCGCCUCCCCUACAGUCCUGAGAAGCCAGCCCCGAACAGAGAGAGAGAGAAAGAAAAAAGAAAGGAGAAGAGAGAAAAAAGAGAGGGGACACACACUAGCUCAGGACUCUGGAAUUCGAAACCUUUGGAGCAACACACACACACACACACACACACUUACACACACAUACACACUCAUGCACGGUCUCUGUGGUGAUUUGGAUCGUUCACAGCGGGAAUAACUCUGAGAGAUCAAGAGAGAGAGAGAGAGAGAGUGUGUGUGAGAGAGAGAGAGAGAGAGAGCGAUAUUCUUUCUACAUUUCUUUACUCUGGACUCUACUGCUACACCAUGGCACCUGUCACGGACAGAGAAUCACGGACCUAGGAGCGCCACAUUGCCAGGAACACACAGAUAGCAAGACAGUACAAAGGCUGCAGGAGAGCAUCCACCCCCUCUACCACGUGGAAAAAGGCAAAGGUGAAGGAGAGGAGAUGUAGAUGGCUUUACAGUAGGAGGUUCCAGUGCCACUGUGAGAAGCUUCUUCAGUCCCGUUGGAGCUGAGAGGUGUGCGGUACGACAGACGCAGAACGGGGGAACACCACACAACGCCCCGAAGGCUGACAUCCGUUUUGGAGAGGAGAGCGAGGACAACUAGCUGUCCAUUGCUACGACAACAACCAGACCCAUUUCAACCCGAGGCGCGCCAGGCUAGUGCCGACCCCAGGACACCAUGAUGGUGGCAGUGACGAUGAUGACGACGUGGGGCUCCCUGCUCCUCGUGGCCUCCCAGGUCUCAUCCAGCGGAAUCCCCAAGACCAGCGCCUCCUCUUCACCCUCCUUCUCCUCACACCCAUUCUCCUCUUCCUCGUCCUCCCCUCGCAUGAAGCUCUCCUACAAAGAGCUGCAGCAGUUCCACGGCGUGCGCCGGUUCGAGCUGGAGCGUUCGUGCUGUUUCAGCGCCCUGUUGCUGGACGAGGAGAGGGGGCGGCUCUUCGUGGGCUCACGCAACUUCCUGCUGUCACUCAGCCUGGAUAACAUUGCCAAGCAGGAGCACAAGAUCUACUGGCCGGCCCCUGUGGACUGGAGGGAGGAGUGUAACUGGGCAGGAAAGGACAUCAACACAGACUGUGUGAACUAUGUGAAGAUGGUCCACCACUACAACCGCACUCACCUGUACACCUGUGGAACCGGAGCCUUCCAUCCCACCUGCGCCUUUGUAGAGGUGGGACAGAAGAUGGAGGACCACGUGUUCAGGAUCGACCCGUCCAAAAUGGAGGAUGGGAAAGGGAAGAGUCCAUACGACCCCCGUCACCCUGCAGCCUCGGUGCUGAUAGGUGAUGAGCUGUAUGCGGGUGUGGCCACUGACCUCAUGGGUAGAGACUUCACCAUCUUCCGCAGUCUGGGGGGACGACCCUCCAUUCGCACCGAACAACACGACUCACGCUGGCUCAACGAGCCUAAGUUUGUGGGUUCGUUCUGGGUGCCGGAGAGUGAGAACCCAGACGAUGAUAAGAUCUUCUUCUUCUUCCGGGAGACGGCGGUGGAGGCUCAGGGCCUGGGGAAGUCCACCUACUCCCGUAUCGGACAGCUCUGCAGGAAUGAUAUGGGUGGCCAGCGUAGUCUGGUCAACAAGUGGACCACGUUCUUGAAGACUCGUCUCAUCUGUUCUGUGCCGGGCAGUGACGGCAGUGACACGUACUUUGACGAGCUCCGGGAUGUGUUCCUGCUGCAGACCAAGGAUAGGAAGAACCCUCUGGUCUACACUGUCUUCUCUACCUCCAGCAGUGUAUUCAAGGGAUCAGCCGUGUGUAUCUACACAAUGAAUGACAUCCGCAGGGCCUUCUUGGGGCCCUUCGCCCACAAAGAGGGUCCAAACUACCAGUGGGUCCCCUUCCAGGGCAAAGUCCCCUACCCACGCCCUGGCAUGUGCCCCAGCAAGACAUUCGGCAGCUUCGAGUCCACCAAGGGUUUCCCUGACGACGUGAUCCAGUUUGCCCGUCACCACCCUCUCAUGUUUAACCCCGUGUACCCCCUGAACCGCCGGCCCGUCUUCCUGAGGACCAACGUAGACUACAGCUUCACCCAGAUCGCUGUGGACCGGGUGGGCGCCGCAGACGGGCAUUAUGAUGUCAUGUUCAUUGGCACAGACAAAGGGACGGUGCUGAAAGUGAUCUCUGUCCCGAAAGAGAGCUGGAACAACAUGGAGGACCUGCUACUGGAGGAGCUAGAGGUGUUCAAGGAUGCCUCAUCCGUCAUCAACAUGCAGAUAUCCUCAAAACGGCAACAGCUGUAUGUGGGCUCAGACACGGGUCUGGCCCAGGUUCCUCUGCAUCGCUGCAGUAUCUAUGGGAAGGCCUGUGCUGAGUGCUGCCUGGCCAGAGACCCCUACUGCGCCUGGGACGGCACUUCCUGCACCCGCUACCUACCCAACACCAAACGGCGUUUCCGUCGUCAGGACGUGAGGAAUGGAGACCCCAACACCCUGUGUUCAGGAGACCACCACAAGCACCGGGUGGCAGAGAGGAGGCUGUUCGGGGUGGAAGGGAGCAGCACCUUCCUGGAGUGUAUCCCCAAAUCCCUGCAGGCCAGAGUGACCUGGACCUUCCAGAAACAACCCCACAACGCCAAGGAAGAGACGCGUCUGGAUGACCGCGUGCUGCAGACAGAGCGGGGGCUGUUGGUGAGGAGGGUACUGAAACGGGACGUGGGCCUCUACCAGUGCCACGCCAUGGAGCACGGCUUCACCCAGACCCUACUGGGCAUCACCCUGGAGGUAGUACCCUCCUCCUCCUCUUCCUCCCCGCCCGCCGACCCUCUCCUUCGAUUGGACCCCCGCAGCGGAGGCGGCGGCCCACCUUCCACCAAUCAGAAGCUGUGGUACCGGGACUUCAUGCAGCUGGUGGACCACCCGAACCUCAGCACCGUGGAUCAGAUCUGUGAGCAGGUGUGGGCGCGCAAGAGCGCCCAAUCGGACAAGAGCUUCCCGUCUUCUCCCGACAAACAGGCCCCGCCCAUCGGUCCCGUGGUCCGGCCCCCUAACAAGAAGUGGAAGCAUCUGCAGGACAUCCGCAAGGGGAGGAACCGCCGAACCCACGACGGGAAACCCUCCCCACGAGCACCACGCAGCGCAGGGGAGUGACAACAGAGAGAGAGGAGAGAAAGAAGGAGAGAGACUGAGGGUGGCGAGAGAGGGAAGAGAGGGAAGAGGAAAAGAGAGAGACAGAGACUGAUAGAGACCAAGGACUUCUGGAGGGUGUCAACACAUACACAGCACCUCCUUCUUUGUGAAUAUUUAUCUUCCGACACCCCACUAGCUACUGCCCCAUGAUGCUUCACUCCACUCUGCCCUGACCCCUGACCCCCGAUUAGCGUGUACCGCCCCUUAUUAUUCCCCCUAUCUUUAUUCUCUGUCCCAGCUCUCAAUCCCUUUGGGUGUACUCUCCUGGAGAACUUCUGAUGGAGACCUCACCUCUACAGAAUAGACUGAACAGAGUCCCCAAGUGAAACGAUGGCUCAGUGUAUGUCACUCAAUCUCUCAACUGGAAUUACAACUGGCUCGUAACCGGAAUAUCCGAAUGGAAAAAGACACACAUACACACCACAGGAGGUUGGUGGCACCUUGAUUAGGGAGGACGGGCUCGUGGUAAUGACUGGAGUGGAAUCAGUGGAACGGAAACAAACACGUGGUUUCCAAUUGUUUGGCGCCAUUUCAUUUGCUCCGUUUCCGGCCGUGUUUACGAGCCGUCCUCCCCUCAGCAGCCUCCUGUGAUACACGUUUACAACCCGAGGCGACAGUACCUUUGAUAACACGGACUACAAAUUGUGAGAUGGGACAAAAACAAUGGGCUCCGCAGACCUCCAAGCGCACCUUGAUCAACUUAGGUAUAAUCACAUUUCAGGUGUUUUGCAAAGAGAGCAUCACGUAGAUGUGUGCUUUGUGACAGAUGCAGUCUUUGAUAUUCUUUUUUUUGGUCCAAACCACUACAGAUAGGAGAACGCACUACUGUCAUUCCAGGGUGCACUACUGUCAUUCCAGGGUGCACUACUGUCAUUCCAGGGUAUAGAGAGAGCUGUUACAAUGAGGUGAGAUUCUGAAACAGAGAGAGAGAGAGAGAGAGAGUGUACAGGAGCAAUACAAUGGUUCCAUUGUGAUUCUAUUUUACAAAAUGGCUGACAAGGUAGAGGAAGUGGGCGAUGUUCUACCUGUAUGUUUAUGGGCUGACGUGGUAGAGGAAGUGGGCGAUGUUCUACCUGUAUGUUUAUGGGCUGACAAGGUAGAGGAAGUGGGCGAUGUUCUACCUGUAUGUUUAUGGGCUGACAAGGUAGAGGAAGUGGGCGAUGUUCUACCUGUAUGUUUAUGGGCUGACAAGGUAGAGGAAGUGGGCGAUGUUCUACCUGUAUGUUUAUGGGCUGACGUGGUAGAGGAAGUGGGCGAUGUUCUACCUGUAUGUUUAUGGGCUGACGUGGUAGAGGAAGUGGGCGAUGUUCUACCUGUAUGUUUAUGGGCUGACGUGGUAGAGGAAGUGGGCGAUGUUCUACCUGUAUGUUUAUGGGCUGACGUGGUAGAGGAAGUGGGCGAUGUUCUACCUGUAUGUUUAUGGGCUGACGUGGUAGAGGAAGUGGGCGAUGUUCUACCUGUAUGUUUAUGGGGUGACAAGAAAAAUAUUUUGUGUUUUAUUUAGUCAUUUAUUUAAAUGAUCUGUGUGUAUUUUCUGACUCGGAUGACUUGUGUUGUGUGCUGACACAUUUACAUGGGGGGAGAUGGUUGAGAUGGUUCAGGUGACAGGCUGCACAACAUCAAUGUGGACGUGGCCAAACAAUAGUGGGCUUUGAAUACGACGUCCCAACUUUGGGCAAAAAGCAUGAUAUUUAUAUGUGAAAAGAAAACAUCUUGAUUUUUUUUUUUUAUUCCAAAUGGUACAUACAUAUGGUUCUUUUAGGCUUACACUGUUUGCCUAGGUAAAUGAUCAGUAGCUGCGUGCGUGCGUGCGUGCGUAAAUAAACGUCCCUCCCUCCUGUGCUGUGUCUGUAGGCCCAUCUCUGAGUGUCAAUUUUACAGCAUGUCUUUGAUGCCUUCAGUUCAGCGAAACACAUUUGUCCUCUGUGAAAUGGUGUGAGUAGAUCGCCACCUAGUGUCCUUUCCGUGUAUAGGCCUGGUCCGUUGACUUCCUACGGUACGAUUCAAUACAGUCUGUUGUCGGCUUCUUCAAAUAAAAACGUGCUUUAAAUGUUUCUCCUUUUACCAGUGAAGUCUGUGAGAGCGUACAGAUGUGAGGAAUCCCGCCUUUUAUUUAUAGCUGCUUAAUAAAGGUGUAAUUAUUAACUUUUGAACGACUGAGGCCUAUAAGUUAGGUGGGCUGUAGUUUUGUGCUCUCCAAUUGCAUGACCAAGGUUAGGGACUAGACGGUGCACAAUGGAGACUUUGGCUGCCUAUCUGAAUGGCACUCAGGGCCCACAGGGUCCUGGUCAAAAGUAGUGCACUAUAUAGGGAAUAGAGUGCCAUUUGGGAGACACCCUUUGAGAGGCGAGAGGGUCUUGUGUUCAAUAUGCUCACUAUGGUUAUCCUAUGUAUUCAUGUGCACAAAAUAAGCUAAUAUGUUGUGGUGGAUAUUUCUUUUACUUUUCAUGUCGAGACUUGGGGCUCUAUUCAAUCUGUAUCGAUGAAGCGUUACAGAAUGCGCGACAGAAACCUAAAAGGCGAUUUCCAAUCGAGGUGACAAAUGCAGCGUUUACUGUGAACGCAGUCUCUGCUAAUGCGGGGACGUUGCUUUUAGAUUGAAAUCAAGCUGUCACGCUAAACUACAGCCUUACGGAUUGAUUGGAGCCCUUGCAGUUGUACCAUACACGUUCUGCAAAAGCUAUCAUCAUUCAAAAAAACACUCGGUAAAUGUUGAUCCGGUUGUCCAAUUAGCAUCAUCGUUCUUCACGCUGCCCUCCAACCGCUGAUCCUUUCUAUUCCAUGCUAUGUUACGCACCCCAACUGUGUGUGUGUGUGUGUGUGUGCGUGUGUGCGUGUGUGCGUGUGUGUGUGUGUGUGUGUGUGUGUGUGUGUGUGUGUGUGUGUGUGUGUGUGUGUGUGUGUGUGUGUGUGUGUGUGUGUGUGUGUGUGUGUGUGUGUGUGUGUGUGUGUGUGUGCGUGCGUGUGUGUGUGUUUGGAGGAAAGGAGAGCUCUUUACAUAUUGGCUUAGGAGGAGAGGUAGUCUGUAGAAACAGUUCAAAGUUCAGAGGCCAAAGUUGACAUGGUGCACUGUAUUACUUCCAGAGUUCUUUGUGGAUUGUUGUGCCGGGUUGUUUUUGAUUAACACAAUAAAGUGCCCAGUUACUUUA